AAACGUACAAAACUCCGAGACCUAGUACUUGGGGCAUCACAUUUCCACAGCCAAUGUUUGUUACUCGCUAUGUAGUUUAUAACAGAGGAACAGUAUGAAUUCCUGCAUAAGGCAGCUCAGGUGGCCAUUGUUUGUAUGGGUACUACAGUGACGUACAAUAACAUAACGUCCAGAAUCUCUGAUCUUGAGGAGCAGCUGGUUACUGGAAGCUGUAAACUUGAAAAAGAGUUUAAAGCUGUCUCAGAAGUCUGUUUAGAUUUAGUGCAAGAAAAAGAUGACAACACACAAGGGGUUGAUUCAAAUGUAUAUCAGAACAACACUUCAUCAAACUCAACAAAGGACAGAUUCUCAUCUAUUAUUCCAAGCAAGGUGUAUCAAGCUGUGUUAUCGAAGGAAUCAAACAACCUUGGUGAUUAUAUAAACGCUGUGUUAGUAUCUGGCUUUACAAAAGGAGAGAACCAGAUACUAACACACCUCCCAAUGCCAAACACAGUCACAGAUUUCUGGAGAUUGGUGGCACAGUACAAUGUUAAACUUGUCAUGGCUUUUCAAACGGAAGAAUCAGUGCAAGAAGAGUCUUAUGGCCAGUACCUGCCAGCCAGUAUAACAACACCUUUAGACUGUGGACCAUAUGAAAUACACAUAGGACCUGUCAAGUCUGAGAGUUUAUGGAAGGAGCAACAGAUCACUGUCAAAGUCGUCAAGAAAACUUCAAGUAUACUAUCAGUAGCUAAUGAAACCCAAGUGACCCACAUCGUGAGUAAAAGCACAGACCUGAAUCCCAAGAAUCUUCUCAAACUUCUUAAACACACAAGGUCAAACAAUGUACAGGCACAGGGGAGAAUACUCUACAUGUGCAGAAACGGAGCUGAGUACAGCGGCCUGGCCUGUGUGUUGAGUCUUCUACUUGACCGAAUGGACCAUGACCAAAGCUUAACAGUUCCACUUGUUGUUGGUGCCAUCAAAUGUAUCAGACCACAGGUCAUCCCAUCUCUGGACCAGUAUCGAUGCCUGUAUCAGGUUCUGAAAAGGUACAACGAAACUACCCAAACCUACAACAACUAUGAUCAGCUCUCUACAACUCGGCAAACUGAAGAAAAUGUAUAUGCCAACAGUUAAGACGUUAUUUUGCAUCAUUUUGCCCAACUAACAUAAUAACUGACUCUUAGAAAGUGUGAUGCCUGCAUUUUUCUAAUUAGGAGCCAUGUUAACUCUUUUAUUUACAGUAGUUUAUUUUUAAAUGUACAUAAUUUUGUUUAAUUUAAUGUCCUUAUACAAGUAAUUAACUUUUCUGUUAUUACAUCAUUUUUUAUAUCACAUGACAAUUAAGAUGAAUAAGAUAUUAACAUAAUCAAGAACCCUGUGGAGACAACAUUUAAAAGCUUCCAGUAAUUCAAUUUAUUAGCUCUUUUAUUUUUUUAUCUAUAAUAAAAUUACUUCAGUUAUUGACACACAAGCAAAAUAAUUAUUUUGAGAUAGCAUUAUCAUAAUCAAUGUUAAAAUAUGGUUGGUUAAUAUGACUUUGUCUUUUAUAAUUAAAUUUUACUUUUUCUGCCGAAAAAUUAAUACCUGUGAGAUAUUUUAUACUAUGUAUACAUUUUUUUACACUAUUUUAAAAUUAAAUCUGUUAAAUAAAUUAAAGCAAUUUUCAAAAGUGAAUAUAUAAUACAAUCCUUUAUAUUUUUUCAUUUCUCUACUGUAAAUAUUUAAUAAUUUAUGACUUAAUUUAAGAUCUAAGAGAUGAAUGUAUGUCUCAAUAUACUAACUUAAAUUUGCAGCUUCUCUCUCUCUCUCCAUUUAUAUAUAUAUAUAUAUAUAUAUAUAUAUAUAUAUAUAUAUAUAUAUAUAUAUAUAUAUAUAUAUAUAUAUAUAUAUAUAUAUAUAUCCAAGUCCUUUGCCCAUGCUGUUUUUAAUAUAAUAUGACUUGUAUCCUCCAUUUCCGUACAUUCAAAUAUUUUUUGCAACUUUAGUAAAUAAACUUAAUUUAACUCUUGCUAAAAAUCUAUUUGAGGUGUUUUAAUUUUUUUAAAACAAAUACAAAAAUUUUUCAAUUGCUGAUGUUUCGGAAAACGUAAUAUCUAUGAAAUUUUAUCUUUUAUGAUAUAUAUCUACUCUAGCUGUCCCAUGAACACCAUUCACCUUUGUAUCCGAAAUGUGUGACUAAAAAUAUUUGCAAUAUUUUUCUACUGCGUUUUUCAUUUCUUUUGCAAUAUAAUAAUAAUAAUAGUUCUAUUGAACUACUUAGUACUAUCAAAAUAUAUUUUUAAAAUUUAACAUGUAGGCCUAUAUUUACAAAUGCUUAAUAAAG
Molecule: messenger RNA, 2308 nt
Organism: Physella acuta
Lineage: Eukaryota; Metazoa; Mollusca; Gastropoda; Physidae
Product: receptor-type tyrosine-protein phosphatase gamma-like
Biological process (GO): protein dephosphorylation
Molecular function (GO): protein tyrosine phosphatase activity
Source: RefSeq, a predicted model, not a curated record